This is a messenger RNA of Cherax quadricarinatus, 12308 nucleotides long. RefSeq lists its product as uncharacterized. Lineage: Eukaryota; Metazoa; Arthropoda; Malacostraca; Decapoda; Parastacidae. The record is from RefSeq and is a predicted model, not a curated record.
CCAGACAAUUGUUGGAUGUCAUGUGUGAUUGAUAUGCACCACUGACACUUCGACUUUGAUUCAUUGGCAUAUUACAUGUGAAUUUUGCAGUGACUCCUUUUAUAGUGUUUUUAUAAUAGUAUAAAAGAAAAGAAAAUUUAGAAAAUAAAAUUAGCAGUAUGAGUGAUCCUGUUCUCCAAAACAUUUCUCCAUAUGACCUUGCAAAACAAAUUUUACCUCAGGAAAAGGAAAGAUCUGGGAUACAGGAAAUUAAUCACAGAUCUUCCCUGACAAAGCAGUCUGAGGAGAAAUUGAACAAUCAGAGGGUAUCCAACAAUGCACAGGAUGAAAGUUUGGUUCCAUCAGCAGAUGUUGGCACUCAAGACAAUAAUUGUCAUGUGUCUCCAGAGACUUUAAAUUUUACACUCAAUAGUAUGAAGGAAAAAGAAUAUUCAGGUAUAGCUUAUUCUGACUGGUACAACCGUUUUGAUCAAAGAGAAGUGAGAGAGAGGAAAGACUCAGACCAAAAGGACACAUCAGGCAGUGGCUACAUUACUUGUCAUUCAACAGGUGAAGAUGAGGUAGAUGGCUUUAUAUCAAAUAUCAAGGAAAUAAUGUCUCGCCAACGUUCUGAAUCCGUUGCUUCCCUGGAUUAUUAUCGUUCACAAGAUACCAGUUUGCAGAUAGCAGCAAGAGAGGAACUACAGGAUCGAGGACAGUAUUCUGCAAGUAAUGGAAGACAAAUGCAGCAGUCACGGAGACUACCAUUCUGGCUCUGGUUCAUUAUAGCCAAGAGUCUGGGUAUCAAGCUUCAUGCUGAAGACAAACCAAUUAUUGCUACUGUCCUAUACACCAUUACAUUUAUGAGUGCAUUAGGUUUCUUACUAAGUAGCUGGUGGUUUACUGCUUACGAUAUCGUGAGUGAUUACACCAAGACAACGGUAAUCGAUGGUUCUCUUAGUAUUUUUUUUUCAUUAUUAUGGGGAGCACUGGCUGUAUAUGCAAACAAUCUGGCUUACAGAUUGUUCAGUCACAAAAAAUUCUUGGACAUGUUGCGGCUUCACUCCAAAACAAUAUUAAAAAUGAAUGCAUCAUUUGUGCUGUUUACACUCAUGCUCCUCCUUGCCAUUUGUAAUGAUCUCAAUGCCUUUGUAAACUACAAAGACGAAACUUGCCAAAGAGUGGGUCUUCACGUAUUUGUCUGCAAGACAAGGUAUAUCUUCCGGGUUGUGUUAUCAGUGUUUGCUGUGUUAUGGAACUACCUUGUGGCUUUCGUCCUUGUCUCCACCUGCCGCACACAUGUUAUAGGGAUCCGCAGGUUUAUGCAAGCACUGGAACAGGAUUCUCGAGUUUAUGAAGCCAGGUAUAUGGGUUUAACACAGCAGGGACACACAGACAGACCUGUGCUAGAAGAGUAUAGCUGGGUGGAUGAAGACUAUAUGGAUGAGCUGCGUGAUCCAGGUGGCAGUGAUAUCGAUGCUAAUUCUGCUGCUCUCGUUCCUCAGCAGAGUCAUCAAGACAACAGUGAGGCAGCUAGCGAACAUUCAACAUCAAGUGGCUUACCAUCAGCUAGGGUACCAUCGACUCCCUCACUAGAGAAUAGUUUAGCUUCAUCGCCAAGUGUUCACUCUCUACAGAGCUCCAGCUUAGGACACACAGAAACAACUCAUAUUGUUAAGACUGGAUCAAUCAGCAGCCAUGUCACCACUUUGGAUUCGAGAGUUAAGCCAGCACCUCUAAUGAGUAAUUCAGAAAUCCUCUUCAGAUACUGGAAAAUCCAGGCACGUCUGAGGCUAUCAUCUGUCGCUCUUCAAAGGUGGAUGAUGUCAGUGAUCUGUCUGGUAGUUAUGUGGUUGGCAAUGAAUCUUGUAAUGUGGUUGAAAAUCAAUCCUAAUCUCAUUGACCUCGCCAACUUCUUCCUGCCCCUUUCUUUGCUACCACUCCUGUCGUCUGCUUAUGCAGAGGUCAAUCAGGAGGGUAUCAGACUUUUAAAGUUCAUAUGCCCACUGGAGGAAAGACUGCAAAUGUUGUACAUACUACAGAAUGCCCCAUUGCAAAUGACAGUGUAUGGCUUCUCUCUCUCGUACUCCACAAUCACGACUGCAGCAUUUGGUAUUCUACUUGCUUUUGCCUCCAAAGUUCUUAUUCAGGAAAUAUCUGGACCAGUUACUGCUCCAAAUUUAGGAUUAAUGGGAAAUUGUUCUUUGCUAUAAAAUAUCAGGCUGUGUCAUUUUAAAACCUUAAUAUUUUUAAAGAGUGAAUCACACAAUGAUGUCUUUAAUGUUGUAUUAUUUUACACAUUAUGUAUGGUGAAAUUGAUUAGUAAAUAUGUACAUGUUUUGUGUGUUAAUAGACAGCUUGCAUGCAUAUUAUGAUUUUCAUAGUGAAAUUUUCUUUGUCCCUUGCUGUCUUUUUACCUGUUUAAGUAAUACAGUGGAACCCCGGAUAUCGGACUUUUCAGAUUUCAGACACUUUUUUGAGCGAAAUUUUGCUUCGAAUUUUGGACCUUGUCCCGGGAAUCACACGUAUCAGACACAUCCACCUGCUGGGAUGCCGCUUCAGUCUGGCUCUGUCACUGGUUGAGUGAGCAUUCAUCCAAAACAUUUCGCAAUUUUUGUGCUUGUUGAUUGUGGCUGCAAAAUAAGUCACCAUGGGCCCAAAGAAAGUCCCAAGUGCCAGCCCUUUGGCAAAGGACAGAGAGAGGGGAGAAUGUGCCUUCUUCAGUGAUUCUAUGAUAUGUACGAUACUAAAGCAGUAGUAGUCAAUACAGGCUAUAGCGCCAGCCAGUGAUAAAGUGUAGCAUUAACAGUGUAGCAAGUAAGUUAAGUGAUAGAAAAAAGACGACACGAACCUAAAUCUUCCAAUGUUGUUGGAGGUACAUAGGGCCACUGACAACAUAUGCCGCCCUGCUCAUUUUCCACCACCCUAAACCUCUGCCAGCAUCUCAUUAACUACUUUAUUUCUUUACAUUCUCUAUGUUUUUAUACAAUAUUUCUUAUAAAUUACAGUGGUCCCUCAAUCGUCCGGCCUGAAAGUCGUCCAUUUCGGAAAUAGUCCCGUUAUUUCGUCCAAACAUUGGCUUGCAAAUGGUCCGUUAACUCGCUAAUCGUCCUUCGUCCGGGACGGGUACUCACGCUCUGAGCCGCCUGGGCCUGCCUUCUCAGCCAGUGACGAUUUGAAUAGACUGACGCAAUGGUCGGAGAAGUGGCAGAUGCAGUUUAACAUUGACAAAUGCAAAGUUCUAAAUGUUGGACAGUUAAAUAACCAUGCCACAUAUAAACUAAAUAAUGUAGAUCUUAAUACUACCGAUUGCGAAAAGAUUUAGGAGUUCUGGUUAGCAGUAACCUAAAACCAAGACAACAGUGCAUUAGUGUUCGCAAUAAAGCUAACAGAAUUCUUGGCUUCAUAUCUAGAAGUAUAAAUAAUAGAAGUCCUCAGGUUGUUCUUCAACUCUAUAUAUCCUUGGUUAGGCCUCAUUUAGACUAUGCUGCUCAGUUCUGUUCACUGUAUUACAGAAUGAAUAUAAAUGCUCUGGAAAACGUGCAAAGGAGGAUGACAAAGAUGAUCCCAUGUAUCAGAAGUCUUCCCUAUGAGGAUAGACUGAAGGCCCUGAAUCUGCACUCUCUCGAAAGGCGUAGAAUUAGGGGGGGAUAUGAUCGAGGUGUAUAAAUGGAAAACAGGAAUAAAUAAAGGCGAUGUAAAUAGUGUGCUGAAAAUUUCCAGCCAAGACAGGACUCGUAGCAAUGGUUUCAAGUUGGAAAAAUUCAGAUUCAGGAAGGAUAUAGGAAAAUACUGGGUUGGUAAUAGAGUUGUGGAUGAGUGGAACAAGCUCCCAAGUACAGUUAUUGAGGCUAAAACGUUGUGUAGUUUUAAAAAUAGGUUAGAUAAAUACAUGAGUGGGUGUGGGUGGGUGUGAGUUGGACCUGACUAGCUUGUGCUGCUGGGUCUGGUACAGUGCUCCAUCCUUGAGUGGGGAUGACCAGACUGGGUGGGUCAUUGGGAUAAUCUGCAUGGGUCAGUAGGCCUGUUGCAGUGUUCCUUCUUUCUUAUGUUUACCAGUGAGCAGAGUUAAUGAAGAAAUUUUCUGAUCUAUUAAUUUUUUUUUUUGGGCAGUUUAGGAGUUCCCUGGUAUGUGCUUGUUGAUCUAGAGCACUUCCUUGUACUUUAUUUAUAUUAUUAUUAUAAUCAAAAAGAAGCGCUAAGCCACAAGGGCUAUACAGCGCUGGUACUUUAUUUAUAGUACAAUGCUGUUGUCCAUCAUCUUUCAUUUUACAUUUGGAAUGUUGAAAUCUCAAAGAAUAAUAUUCGGUGUAUUCUCCAGAUUUUCAAGGCAGUUAUCUGUCCUUUAUAUCUGUUCAGUAAGUUCCUCUGCCAUUGCUGAAAUGAUGGUUUGUGUACGAAGAUAAUUACCAAAUUGUUGAUAUUCAGUUUCAUGCCAGGCACUACCAUAUUAAUAACACUAGCUUGUUUAGUCUCUUAUCACAUAAGAAUGACUUUUUUUCUGGAAAUUUUAUGAUCAGUAUUUUGGCCAUUUAAGUUUGAAGAACCAUAUUAUACACAUUACCUAACAGUCAUAGCUAUUAUAUUGUGCACGGAUAAAUUCAUUAUACAGUGGACCCUCGGGUAACGCCUUUAAUCCGUCCCAGAGAGCUAACCUUUAACCAAUUUAGCCUUUAGCCGAAUUAAUUUUCCCCAUAAGAAAUGAUGGAAAUCCAAUUAAUCCGUUCCAGACACCCAAAAGUAUUAAAGAAAAUAAUUUUUUUGCAUGAAAUAUACAUUUCCCUACACAGAAGCAGCGCUGUAUAGCCCUUGUGGCUUAGCACUUCUUUUUGAUUAUAAUAAUAAUCCCUACACAGAAAACAAUGAUAUAUGCACAAUAAAUAAUACUGAAAUGACACUUACCUUUAUUGUGGACUUGUUGACGAGUGAUGAGAUGGGACAUUGUUUUUCUUGAACAUUUUGGGUCAUGCAGGGAGUGUAGCAGGCAUGCAGGGAGUGUAGGUACGAGUUUUUUCUUGAAUUUUAUCGUGUUUCUUUCCUUCUUAACCAAAGGGCUGGCACUAGAAACUUUCUUUGGGCCCAUGGUGGAUUAUUUAGCAGUUGCAAGCACUAAAAAUAAUGGAAUACAAAAUAUAUCGCAUGUAUGCGUGGAAUCUUCCUCACUGGCUUGUAAACAAUGGCACACUGGCUGUACACGGAGUCCCUGGGCCCACUCAGGCCACGCGGACACGUUCAGGACGAAAACCCUUAACUGAGUUAUUUGGUGUUAGCCAAGCCAAUAUUUUUUUGCCAAAGCGAGUCGUUAUCCGAUUUUGGCGCUAACCAAUGACGCUGUUACCCGAGGGUCCACUGUAUAUAAUAUACAUAACAAAAAUAAUAAAAUUUCUAUACACUUGUAAAAAGAUAUAGGCAUUGCAAUUUUCAGUAUUUUUUUUUUUUGAUGUUCAGUAUCACUCGUGCACAAGUGUCCAGCAGUAGUCAGCCAUCAAACAGAUCAUCUGACAUCCCUUCUCCAUGAUGGCUAUGUCUUGGUGAAAUCAUUCACUGUGGGGUUCUAUCUCACAGAAACUAAGUGUUGGAGCAAAACUAAGAUUUGAAUUCAGCUCCCAAUUGAAACCAUUAUUAUUCAGUGUUUGACCCUAGUGGGUUUAGCACUUAGUUAUGAUUAUAAUAUUAAUAAUGUUGACCAGUGUAAUUUUAACGAGUCUUUCACAAAUAGUUACUCCUUGCAGUUUAUUCACUCUUACCACAUCUAUACUAAUUAUAUUUUGGAAUAAAGACUUCACUGUCCAAGAAAUCUCUAAUGUAGGCUUCUGUUACAAAAGGAACUUUAUUUUUUAUCUUUAUUUUUAGGCCAUAGAUACUGGCAAAAAGAAAGGAAGAUAAUAUACUUGGGUUGCUUUGAACUAGUGAUCCUGUUAGGUGAUUUAGUACUUACAAAAGGCAAUCUACUCAUGAUGGGGUGUCCAUUGCUGUCCCAUCCUGUUGUAUGUUGAGGGGCAUAAGUCCUCUUGUUCCAUCUAGCAUAGCUAACAGUUUUAGUAUUUGGGGAUGUACAAAUUGUUUUUGCAGUUUGUAUUCAUUUAUCCCACUGGUUGACUAGAUUUUUAUCUGUUUUAAGCCUGUGGCUGUUGUUGCUCUUUUUUGUCUUUAUCUUUUGCUUAAAGAAUGUGCACACCUGUAUUUUUUAUGUGAAAAAGUGGAGAGUAAUCAUGACACAUUCUUUCCUCAAGCAAGUUUUUACACUUAUUCAAAAGUGACAUUUCCAUUUAUUAAAAUGUUGAGGCAUUUCUUUGGAUAUGGGUAAUUACACUUUUUCUCAUAUCUGCUUAUUUCCUUUGCAUAAUAUUUACGCUUCCAUGUCCUUUGUACAAUUACACAUACUGUGGUUUACGAUACCCUCAUCUGAUUGUGGUACUUCAUUUUUCAAUGGUACUGUAUUUUGUUUCACCCUCUCCUCUCCAUUUUCUUUAAUCUUGUCUUGAUUGGAUUUUGUUAUGCGAUCUGUAUGACCCAUGUGGGUUUAGUACUUAAGUUUUGAUUAUAAUAAUUUUGGUAUGUGAUCAAGACUAACAGCUCCAAAUCUGAGAGCUUUGCUCCUUGUGCCUCUUCAAGGGGGUCUCCUUGGCGUGGUGAAGAGGCUCUUGGUCUGAGGAAUUAGACCUGUCGGUCUCCUUCCUCAAACCGAACCUAAUUACCCCCCAAUCCCCCCUUUCCUAUCCCAUCCUCCCCUUUUUCCUUUCCUCCUCCUCCUCCUCCCCACCCCUCCCUUUUGCUAUUCCUCUUUUUGGCCUUUGGGAUUUUUCCCACAGGCACACUAGUUCAUAGGUAGGGGGAAGGGUACCGGGGUCCAUCCCAUUCCGUUGAGGUUCUUGGCGGUGGCGUAGUUUGCCGUGGAAUCUGGAUCGCCUGGGGAUGAUCCCUCUCUGGUAUCCCAGAGGGUGGCUUUGGGUGUCUUUCGGGCGACGGGUGUAUCUCUGGAAGCCACCUUUCGGAUUCCGGGGGUGGUGGCCGAAGGAGGCAUGCUUUGUGGCGGAUAUGGGACCGCCCUCUCUUUUGUCCAUCGAGGUAGCUCGGCAGAUGUGAGGUUGCUAUCCCGGAUUGCUGGUUUACUGACAUGAAGGGUAGGGUAUGGCACAGGUUCCAUGCCGCAUCUGCGCUACUUGCGGUGCUGAGGUCCUCUUGGGUGCGGAGGAAGAUUUCUGGCCCUUUCAUUCCUCCUAGGAUCUAUCCCUCCCUGGUCCCCCCUUUUUUUACUCUUUUUUUUAUUUUAUUUUCUUCUUUUUUUUUUUCUUAAAAACAAAAAGAAAGAAGUUACCUAACCAUGGAGUCCCAAAUCCAUGACCCCGCUACCCCUGGGCCCCUUAUUGUUACUGCACCCUGUUCUGACCUCGCCUCGUCUUUUGGCCACUCUUUGGACACUCCUAAGGCCCCUGUACCUCUUGCUGGUGCUGUUUCCUCACCCGCUUCAGGUACCAGGGCUUCCACUGACUCCGAUUUGUCUGACCUCCGCUCUCCUUUGACUAUGCUUCCGGCCUCUCCCUCUAUGGUGCAACGAUUUUCGAAUCGCCAGCCCGUCUCACGUCGGACCGACUCUGGUCCCACUUCUAAACGCCAAUGACAAUCUCCAGACGAUGUUACUUCGUUACCUUCCCAUUCUACUCGGAAAAGACCGACACGUCAUGCACUCCCUCUCCACACUCAGUUUCGGACCACACAUUGGACUAAAUUCUUUACUUUACGACCGACUUCUUCUACUGCCUAUCUUUCUGACCAUAGUACAGUGGACCCCCGCAUAAUGAUUACCUCCGAAUGCGACCAAUUAUGUAAGUGUAUUUAUGUAAGUGCGUUUGUACGUGUAUGUUUGGGGGUCUGAAAUGGACUAAUCUACUUCACAAUAUUCCUUAUGGGAACAAAUUCGGUCAGUACUGGCACCUGAACAUACUUCCGGAGUGAAAAAAUAUCGUUAACCGGGGGUCCACUGUAUUGGUAAAGCGCUCCUACGCCACGUUGGUAGAGAUAUUUCCUUUCAUGCUCUUAACAGUGGUAUGUGCAUCAUCACAGCCCAGAAUUCUACCCAAGCUCAUGAUCUUUCCUUCUUUCACAUAUCGAUACUAUCCCUAUCACUAUCGAAAAACAUCAUUCCCUUAAUUCUUGUAGUGGUAUUGUUAUUCUGCCCCAUACCAUAGUUCAACAGAAUUUCCAGACAUGUGGCAAUGACAUUCUCGAACAGCUGGAACUCCAAGAUCUCCCAAUUCUCAAGGUAGACACUUAUGUUCUUCCCGCCCGCGGGCGAAGACGAUACCCUUGCAAUGUGGCUCGUUUAACUUUUGACAGCCGUGAAUUCCCAUCCUCUGUUUAUGUAGCAGGACAUCGGUUACAAGUUCGGAAGGUGAUCCCUACACCGCAACAGUGUAGGAAUUGCUGGUGAUUUGGCCACCCAGCAAAAUAUUGCAGAUCUAUAGCUGAAUGCCCAGUCUGUGGUGCCGAUGACCAUUCUAAUGCAUCUUGCAGUCGACCUCCCUCUUGCUUUAAUUGUCAUGAGACUCACCCUUCGUACUCUCGGCGUUGCCAGGUCUACUUAAAUGAGCAGGAAAUUCAUUGCCUCAGAGGCAGAAGGUCUCCCUUAUGCUAUGGCAGUUUCUCAUCUCCGCCUCCAAGGGAGACUACCCCGUGUUUCUUAUUCUCGUGUUUCAAAACGUCCCCCCACUUCUGGGGUCCCAUCUUCUGCAGCCUCCUCUGCGGUUGCCAGUCCCACAGUCACUCCUGUAUCUAAUUCUUUUGCUGUCCUGGGCUCAGACAUCCCUACUUCUUCAACACCUCAGUCUGUCCUCACUUCUUCGUGUUCUCCCUCACAAACCCCAGUAUCGACAAGACCUCGUACAACACCUCCCCAAUCGUCCCUCUACUUCUCAGAGGUCUAACAAAUCUCCUUUAACCCCUCCUUCCCUUCAUCCACCUCCACAUUUUCCCUUCACGGUCUCUGUACCUAGGUCUUCCCCUUUCACUGGCUCUGUUACAAGUGUGGAGGUUCAUCCUCCUCCUCAUACUGUGCCUUCCUCCCCUGUCCCAAGUUUCUUCCUCUUCUGCCACCUCCCGGGUUUCUGCCUCUUCUGUCCCCUCCCACACUUCUCCAGUUCCCUCCACCCUUUCGCCCUCCCCCCUACCUUGGUACAGUCCAUUACAGCUCCGAUCUUUACUCAAACUCCUCCUCCUUCCAUCUCCAAUAUUGUCUCCCAUACGACGUCUCUGAACUCCGAAACACUUGAAGCAAUCUCUGAAUAUAUUGCAGAGACCAAACCAUCAAUGGACACUGAUCCACCCUCUGUUCUUUCUCUUUCCUCUUCUCCAUCUGCGCAACUCCUUUCUUCACAACGCACCGUUCCUUCGCUACUUGAAUGUUUUCCUUUGCCACCGCAUGUGGACUUUUCUAACCCUUCUAGUCCGUAGGUACCCUUACCUGUGGAUUUCAGGUAUCUUUAUCAUUGCCAAUCAUGGCCUAUUUACAGUGGAAUAUUCGCUGCCUCAGGGGUAAUCGGGGUGAGCUUCAAAUGUUGCUCUCCCAGUUUUCCCCUGUUGGUGUUUGCUUACAGGAACCAAAAUUACACUCUGCCGUUAUCUAUCCCAUCUCAGGCUAUAAUUUAUUGUAUUCUUCAGAUCCUUUUCCUGAUGGGACCUUUAAUGAAAGUGCCCUUCUUCUAUGCACUGAUAUUCUGUACCAUCAGCUAUUUGUUCGUACUUCGCUGCAUUACACAGCAGCCCGUAUCCACUUGCAUAGGUGGUAUACACUCUACUCUUUGUAUCUCACUCCUUCUUGGGCAUUAUCUAUCCUGGAUAUUGCCUUUCUUGUUUCGUCAUUACCGCCACCACUUCUGUUACUUGGCGAUUUUAAUGCCCAUCAUUUCCUCUGGGGGGGUCUCACUGUUUGCUCCGUCCCUUCUCUCUUCGCCUACAUUCGCUCUUGUCUUCUCUUCAAUUUCCACCUUUCUAUGUUCAUGUAGCAUCUCACUUUUCCCUACCCCACUGGGAAGUUCCAGCUGUUCAAGUCUGUUCUUUCUUACUCCCUUGCUCAAAAGCCCAACUGUCUAUGGUAGCUUCCCGCUCUCUUUUUCUUGACCACUUCCACUCUCAUUCUCAUGCCAUUGCAGUGUACACAGAUGGCUCUAAGUCUUCUGACGGCGUGGGAUUCGCAGCAGUGUUUCCGGACAGCGUCGUACGAGGGCAUUUACUAUCUUCGGCUAGUAUCUUUACUGCUGAAUUGUAUGCCAUUCUUGCAGCACUUAUCCGUAUUGCAUCUAUGCCUGUGUCAUCAUUUGUGGUUGUUUCAGACUCCCUUAGUGCUUUACAGGCUAUACAGAAAUUUGAUACACCUCACCCCUUAGUCCUCUGUAUCCAACUUUGGCUACGCCGCAUCUCUACCAAACAAAGAUAUUGUUUUUUGUUGGGUCCCUAGUCAUGUUGAUGUACAGGGCGAUGAACAGGCAGACACUGCUGCACGGUCAGCAGUACAUGACCUACCAGUUUCAUAUAGAGGUGUUCCAUUUACGGACUAUUUUGCUGCAAUAGCUACCCACCUUCACACCCGUUGGCAAUAACGUUGGUCUACCCUACUCGGUAACAAACUUCAAUCUAUUAAACCGAGUAUAGGUUACUGGCCGUCUUCUUGUCACCAGUGCCGAGGUUGGGAGACUACCCUCUCCCAUCUCCACAUUGGCCAUACUCAUCUUACUCAUGGAUAUCUCAUGGAGAGGCGCCCUGCUCCUCUCUGCGAGAAUUGUCAGGUUCCAUUAUCGGUCAGCCACAUUCUGUUAGACUGCCCACUUUAUCAACGAGCACGCAGAAUUUACCUCCAACAUCGUCUUCGCUCCGUUGCUCUCUCUUUACCUUCCCUUCUCGCUGAUGGACCCACCUUUCAUCCGGACUCUCUCAUUGACUGUUUGACAACAACCGACUUACUUCACAAACUCUGAUGAUACCUUCAGCCCUUUCUACCUCAAUCUCUUGCUACCCUCUACCCUGCACUAUCCCCUGCCCCGCUGUUUUCUGUAACCCACUGAUCGCCCCUCCCCCCUUCUGCCGCCCAAUACCCUCGCUUCCUUUCCUACCCUGCAGCGCUUCUUUUUGAUUAUAAUAAUAAUAAUAAUUUGCUCCUUGUUAAACACUCAGGACACACACAACCUUACUUCAGUUGUUGUAUGAAUGGCAGCUUGUAGUCCAUCAGCCUGUAUCAUUUUGUUCUAUGUCAAUCUCCUGAACCAAGUAUAAACACUCCUGAAAGGUAUGAAGCAUUACAGACAUUUGCACAUUCUGUCUUAUUAUUAUUAUUACAUUCAUGGAGAAGUGCUGUUAAACUCACAGGAGGGGGUCAUAUAGCACCUGAGAGGAAUGGGAGGCAUUCAGGUUUGAGCCAAAGAAGGGCAGAUCCAAUUCCUUGGAUUAGGAGUCCCUCACUAGCAUCAAGGAACCUCUCUUAAAGAGACACUCUCUCUCAACCCAGUCCAUGAGUUAAGCUUAAGAAAUGGGUUUUAACUUGCCAUGAAGUGGGUAAGCCCUGUAAUACUAAUUGGUAAUCAGUUCAUGUUCUCAUCCUCCCUCUCAAUCUGACAACUGAGAGAUCUCUAAAAGGACAAAUAUCCCAAGCUUCCAUGGCUCUCUUCCUGUAGCGACAUCUCUACAAAAUUAUGGCUUGUGCAAUUUAGCUGGUUAUAUUUUGUGCAAGUAAGAAAACAUUUUUAUGGUAGCCUAACCUAAUAUAAUUCAAUUUAAUUUAGAAUUACUCCUAAUUUAGAAUGAGUUUUGUUGGGUUGGUUAUGUUAUAUUAGCUUUUAUUACCAAAACUCAUUUUUUCCCAUAACCCAAAAUAAAACUAUUUCCACUGCUUAGCCUGCUUAAUACUGGAGAAUUUACACAAUAAACUAUGGUAAGCUACAUUCAGUAUAAGCCAAAAGUUACUUACAAUAUCAGACGGGCUUAACUGACUUACUGCAGUACAGCCACCUGUACUAUACACCAAGGGGGUUACACCAAACAGGUUAUCUCAACUCUCCAUGUAUCUGUUGAGUAUAAUCAUUUCGCAUUCAUUACUUAUUUCUGCUUUUCAGCUGUAUGCACACAUUAGUAUCAAUUUCAGGUGAUAAACACGCUAAGAUAACAGGGAUAUCUUGCUACUCCUACUAACACUUUGGUCACACUUCACAGACACGCACAUGCAUAUAUAUAUAUACAUACAUCUAGGUUUUUCUCCUUUUUCUAAAUAGCUCUUGUUCCUUUUUAUUUCUUCUAUUGUCCAUGGGGAAGUGGAAAAGAAUCUUUCCUCCGUAAGCCAAGCG